UCUCCCCUUCUUUUUUUUAUAUAUAACCCUUUCCCUUGCUUGUCUUUCCACUCUUCAAAUUAAACCAGCAAAAUCUUAUCUUAGCUACCCCAUCACAACAACCACGAUACUAUUUCUCAUACUCUAUUAGGCAAAAACACCACCAAAUGGGAGAGGAAAAGGAGCAGCCUAAGAAUGACACCGAGAAAAAGCCCGAGGAGGUAGCCCCCAAGAAAGACGACGGACCCAUCCCUGUCGUUUACAAACUCGACUUGCAUUGCGAGGGAUGCGUCAAGAAGAUCAAACGCACCUGUCGCCACUUCGAAGGUGUGGAAACCGUUAAGGCGGAUCUAUCGUCGAACAAGGUGACCGUUACCGGUAAAAUGGACGCCGAGAAGCUGCGAGAUAAGAUUGCCGAGAGAACAAAGAAGAAGGUUGAUAUCAUAUCAGCUCCGCCGAAAAAAGAAGCCGCCGUUGCGGAAAAACCGCCGGAGAAGAAGGCAGAAGACAAGAAGCCUGAGGAGAAAAAACCAGAAGAAAAACCUAAAGAGAGUACGGUGGUUUUGAAGAUCAAACUACACUGUGACGGUUGCAUUGCGAAAAUUCGAAGAAUCAUUCUUAGGUUCAAAGGUGUUCAAUUGGUGAGCCUCGACGGAAGCAAGGACUUGGUGACGGUGAAGGGAACGAUGGACGUGAAGGAGAUGUUGCCGUACCUGAACGAGAAGCUGAAGCGAAACGUGGAAGUGGUGCCUCCUCCGAAGAAAGACGACGAUAAGAAAGAGAAAGAAGGAGGCGGCGGCGGCGGCGGCGGCGGCGAGAAGAAAGAAGGCGGUGGUGAGAAGAAAGAGAAAGAAGGCGACGGCGAGAAGAAAGAGAAAGACGGUGCGGCGGCAGCGGCUGCGGAGGUUAUUAACAAAAUGGAGUAUAUGCACCGGAUGGCACCUCCUUCGUUCUGGUACGACGGAGGACACUUUCCCGGUCAAACAAGUUACGCUAUGGAGGUUCAUCCAGGGUAUGGUGCUAGUGCUAAUAAUCAUUACGUGGAGCCAGGGUACGUGAACCAGGGUUAUCCUCUGCAGCCACCUCUACCGUACUACAUGCACCCGCACGCUCCUCCUCCGCAGAUGUUCAGCGAUGAAAACCCCAAUGCAUGUUCAAUCAUGUGAUGAUCGGUGAUUAAUUUUCGGUGUACACUUACACACGUACGGGAUACGGAUACGGAAUACGCAUGGUGUAAUUUGUAAAUAAAAAAAAAUUGACGUGCGUGUAAAAAUUGAGGGGUGGAUAAUAUUCCGUGUUAUUAAAAUUUAAUUAAUAUAGAGAGUUUUUAUAAUAUGGUAGAAUUUUGAUAUAAUAAUAUAUCAUAUGUGUAGGUUGUUGUUUUAGAGAAUAGAGAUAGAGAAUGGCCGGCUGGCUGGAGAAUCCUGUCCAGAACUCACAUCACAUGAGCUGUUCUUUGUUUUGUUUAUUUUUCAGAAUAAAUGGUUUACUAUUAUUUCAAUGAAAUUUGUUGAUCUUAUUAAAAAA
Glycine soja is the source of this 1506-nucleotide messenger RNA. RefSeq names its product heavy metal-associated isoprenylated plant protein 5-like. Lineage: Eukaryota; Viridiplantae; Streptophyta; Magnoliopsida; Fabales; Fabaceae. Gene Ontology annotation, molecular function: metal ion binding. The record is from RefSeq and is a predicted model, not a curated record. Bases 147 to 1145 code for a protein of 332 amino acids. The transcript is spliced from 5 exons.